UGCGGGGAGGCAAAAGAUCGUACCCGUUCCAUAGAAGCUGCUGACCACUCGCCAGCAUGGUCGUUUUUACAUGCAAUGCGUGUGGAGAGUCUGUGAAGAAAGCACAGGUUGAAAAACACGUGAACAUCUGCAGGAACUGUCAGUGCCUUUCUUGCAUGGAUUGUGGCAAGGAUUUCUGGGGUGAUGAUUAUAAGGAACAUGUGAAGUGUGUAAGUGAAGACCAGAAAUAUGGUGGAAAAGAUUUUGAAGCCAAAACUAACAAAGGAGAUGCUAAACAACAGGAGUGGAUUCAGAAAAUUCAUGAAGUAAUAAAGAAGCCAAACAUAAGCCCUAAAGUGCGGAACAUUCUGGAGCAAAUGCGUGUCUUUGAUAAUAUUCCAAGGAAAAAAGUAAAGUUUCAGAAUUGGAUGAAGAACAGUUUGAGAAUUAAUGACAGCACUUUGCAAGACCAGGUGUGGGAUAUUUUCUCUGAAGCAACCAGAAAUAUUUCAAGCGAAAAGGAACAAGCCAAACCACAGCAGAAGGAAGAGGUUCAUUCUGCAGAAACUGGGGAACAAGCAACAGCAGAAGAAAACGGAAUUACAGAUGGUAAAACUGAGAGGAAAAAGAAUAAGAGAGAACGGAAAGAAGAGAGACAAAAGAACAAAAAGAAGGAGAAAAAAGACUUGAAAUUAGAAAACCAGUCAGAAGUAAAAAAGAGUAAAAAGUCCAAAAAAGAGGAGAGCUUGGCGAAUGAAUUUGAAAUAAACAGAAAUGGCCAGCAGCGUGCAGUAGAAAAGGAAACAAACAUAAAGAAACGCAAACAUAAACAUGCAGAAGAAGAACCUCAUAUCACAACAAAGAGAGUGAAAACUGAAGAUGUUUCAGAAGACAUAGAAACAGAAAACACCAAUGGCAAUGAAGAAAACGUGGGAACAGGUAAAUUCAACUGGAAGGGAACUAUCAAAGCUGUUCUCAAACAGGCUCCAGACAAUGAAAUUUCAAUUAAGAAACUAAGAAAAAAGGUUAUAGCUCAGUAUUACGCCGUAGCUGGUGAACAUCACAAAUCAGAAGAGGAUAUUCUAGUCAUAUUUAAUAAGAAAGUGAAUAACAAUCCCAAGUUUAAAGUUUUAAAGGACAAAGUUAAACUCCUGAAAUAA
This is a messenger RNA of Nestor notabilis (Kea), 1139 nucleotides long. It is a transcript of the gene LYAR, whose product is annotated as Ly1 antibody reactive. Gene Ontology annotation, molecular function: DNA binding. Lineage: Eukaryota; Metazoa; Chordata; Aves; Psittaciformes; Psittacidae. The transcript is spliced from 8 exons. Bases 57 to 1139 code for a protein of 360 amino acids. Gene Ontology annotation, cellular component: nucleolus. The record is from RefSeq and is a predicted model, not a curated record. Gene Ontology annotation, biological process: negative regulation of transcription by RNA polymerase II; rRNA processing.